Molecule: messenger RNA, 922 nt
Organism: Nicotiana tabacum (common tobacco)
Lineage: Eukaryota; Viridiplantae; Streptophyta; Magnoliopsida; Solanales; Solanaceae
Product: pathogenesis-related genes transcriptional activator PTI5-like
Biological process (GO): regulation of DNA-templated transcription; ethylene-activated signaling pathway
Molecular function (GO): DNA binding; DNA-binding transcription factor activity
Source: RefSeq, a predicted model, not a curated record
ACGAAAGAAAAUUCAACAGACCCCACAACUUUUCUAGUAUUCCUCAAGUUAAAUACCUGAUCUCAACCUCAUAAUCCAAACUUCAGAAACAUUUUUCAAAAGCCAUAACCUUAUAUCCCUCUUAGCUAUGGUUCCAGCUCCCCAAAGUGAUUUGCCUCUUAAUGAGAAUGACUCACAAGAGAUGGUACUAUAUGAAGUCCUCAAUGAAGCUAGUGCCCUUACCAUCCCAUAUUUACCCCAAAGAAACCAGCUUAUUCCCAAAAAUGUCCUUCGUCCAUCACAGACCAUAGGAAAGAAGUACAGAGGCGUAAGACGGAGACCAUGGGGAAAAUACGCUGCUGAAAUUCGUGAUUCGGCUAAACAUGGUGCUAGAGUAUGGCUAGGCACUUUUGAAACAGCCGAAGAAGCUGCCAUAGCUUAUGAUAGAGCAGCCUUUAGAAUGCGUGGUGCUAAGGCACUCCUCAAUUUUCCGUCUGAAGUUGUCACAGCCUCUGCUUCAGUAGAUAGAUUACUACUACGUCCCCCAAGUUUGAGCUCAGAUAGUUACACUAAUUCCAACAAUUCAAAUUCUAGUUCAAAUGAAGUUUCAAGUGGGUUGAUUAAUACAUUUGAAUCAAGAAUUUCAACGGAAUUUUCUCAAGAUACUAAGACAGAGUAUAUGGAGAAUUUCUUGGCACUUUGAACCAAUUGCACGGUCGAUGUUAAGUUGUACUAGGAGUUAUAGUUUGUUCACACCUCGAGCAUAAUUUAGACGUGUUUGAUUGUCUCCGUAAUAUAUCUAUCUAGUUGUGUUUUACUUUCACAUUAUAUACUAGUCUUUCUUUUUAUUUUCUUCUUGAAUUGUUUACAACCAUCAUGCGCGCUUUAAUCAUGUAAUUCAUCUGUAAAAAGCUUGUAUCAGAUUUUAUUAGCGCUUCGUUUA